AUAACAUUAAUUUAUUCAAGCAACCCUAAAAUCUCGCGGUGCUACCAUUCAGACAUCUUGCAUUUCACUAAAUCUGGUUUUGGAGAUUUUUCCUCAUUAAACAUAUAUUUUUAUCUUCAUCUAUAUACAUAUAUAUAUUCCGCGGAGAAACAGGCUUCUUUGUGGGUCCUUUGAACCGAGAUUCCUCCGAGCUAACAGAUGUAAGGCGGUCGGACCGAGCCUCGCGUGCCAAUCCCGCGGAGUUUAGACGCUUUCUCACGGGCUGCUCUCGCCGUAUUGUGCGUCAUCUCCAUCGCUGCCGUUUUGUUAUUUUUCUCCAGCGAGGAAACAUGGCAACUCCCGCCGCGGUCAACCCGUCUGAGAUGGGCAGUGAGUUGCCGGGGACCGUAGCCAUGCCGGGGGCCGUUGGAGCCGGUCAGGUGAGGAUGGGAGGAGCUGUGCCAGGCCGCGGAGGGAAGAGGAGGUCAGGAGGAAUGGACUUUGACGAUGAAGACGGAGAGGGACCGAGCAAAUUUUCAAGGUAUGAUGAUGAUGAUCAGAUUCCUGGUGUUGAAAAGGAAAGAUAUGCCAGAGAGAACCACAGUGAGAUCGAGCGACGCCGACGCAACAAAAUGACGCAGUACAUCACCGAGCUGUCAGACAUGGUCCCCACCUGCAGCGCGCUGGCCAGGAAGCCUGACAAACUGACCAUCCUGCGCAUGGCUGUGUCCCAUAUGAAGUCCAUGAGGGGCACCGGCAACACGUCCACUGACGGCGCCUACAAGCCCUCCUUCCUCACAGAACAGGAGCUGAAGCAUCUCAUUCUGGAAGCAGCGGACGGCUUCCUGUUUGUGGUUGCUGCGGAGACGGGCCGGGUGAUCUACGUGUCGGACUCGGUGGCGCCGGUGCUGAACCACCCCCAGGCGGAGUGGUUCGGCAGCACUCUGUACGAGCAGGUCCACCCCGACGAUGUGGACAAGCUGAGGGAGCAGCUCAGCACCUCUGAGAAUUCCAUGACAGGACGGAUUCUGGACCUGAAGACUGGAACGGUGAAGAAGGAGGGACAGCAGUCCUCCAUGAGGAUGUGCAUGGGCUCCCGACGCUCCUUCAUCUGCCGCAUGAGGUGCGGUAGUGCUCCACUGGAUCACAUCUCCCUAAACCGACUAUCCAACAUGAGGAAGAGAUACAGGAAUGGCCUUGGACCCUCAAAAGAAGGAGAGGCUCAGUACUCUGUGGUGCAUUGCACUGGCUACAUCAAAGCCUGGCCCCCUGCAGGUAUGACUAUACCAGAAGAAGACACUGAGGCAGGGCAGACUGGAAAAUACUGCCUAGUGGCCAUCGGACGACUGCAGGUAACCAGCUCCCCGGUCUCUAUGGACAUGAACGGCCUGUCGGUGCCCACAGAGUUCCUGUCGCGCCACAACUCAGACGGUGUCAUCACCUUCGUGGACCCACGCUGCAUCAACGUGAUUGGCUAUCAGCCGCAGGACCUGCUGGGGAAAGACAUCCUGGAGUUCUGCCAUCCUGAGGACCAGAGUCACCUGAGAGAGAGCUUCCAGCAGGUGGUGAAGCUGAAGGGUCAGGUUCUCUCCGUCAUGUACCGCUUCAGGAUGAAGAACAGGGAGUGGAUGUUGAUCAGAACCAGCAGCUUCACCUUCCAGAACCCUUACUCUGACGAGAUCGAGUACAUCAUCUGCACCAACACCAAUGUCAAGCAGCUGCAGCAGCAGCAGCAGGCGGAGCUGGAGGUGCACCAGAGAGACGGACUGACAGCCUAUGACCUGUCCCAGGUGCCUGUGGCCGGCGUCAGCAGUGGAGUCCACGAGGCGGGGAAGAACAUCGACAAGACAGCAGUGCUGUUCUCCCAGGAGAGAGACCCCCGCUUCGCAGAGAUGUACAGCGGCAUCUCCGGCUCUGCAGAUAAGAAGAUGAUGGUCCCCUCCUCUACAGCUGGAGGACAGCAGCUCUACUCACAGAGCUCUCCCUUCCAGCAGGGGCACUCUGGGAAAAGCUUCAGCUCCUCGGUGAUCCAUGUCCCCGGUGUGAACGACAUACAGCCAUCAGGCUCGUCCAAUCAGAAUCUCGCUCAGAUCUCCAGACAGCUAAACCCAGGCCAGGUGGCAUGGUCAGGCAACCGUCCCCCCUUCUCUGGACAGUCCAGUAAAGCCCAGUCCAGUCCAUUUGGUAUUGGUUCUGGCCACAGCUACCAGACGGACCCGGCCUCCUACAGCCCGCUGUCGUCUCCAGCCACUUCCUCCCCGAGCGGCAACGCCUACUCGGGACUGACCAACCGCAGCACAGCUUUCGAUGUGUCGGGGGAGAGCAGUCAGAGUGGAGCUCAGUUCCAGGGCCGUCCCAGCGAGGUGUGGUCCCAGUGGCAGAACCAGCACCACAGCCAGCAGGCGGGGGAGCAGCACACACACCCCAACCCCAGCCAGACAGAAGUGUUCCAGGACAUGCUACCCAUGGCUGGAGACCCCACCCAGGGAACAGCCAACUACAACAUAGAGGACUUCGCUGACCUCGGCAUGUUCCCCCCCUUCUCCGAGUAACACCCCCUUUUCCCUAUCCCCCCCCCUCUCAGAACUGGACUGAUGUUUCAUGGUCAUGUUGUCUCUUGUUUCUGUCCUGCUGGAUUCACAGCUGAUGUGCAGCACGCUGAAUGUCUGCGUCUCUUUUCAAACACACACACUUUACUUCACAAGCCUGCAGUCUAUCUACAAACAUACCUCAUCUCUGCUGGCAGGUGGGGGGGCACAUCCUGCAUCCCCUCUGUGUGUGUGAGGCUUGUGCUGUGGAGCUCCUGCAUCACAGCCAGAGGAUCUAACAAAUUAAUUACAGCUGCAUUCAUCAGAGAAGAGUAGAUUUCACUUCCUGUAUUUCAGAUUUGACAAAGCAAAAAUUCCCAAAAUGUGAUUAUUUUCUGUCAGCUGUUCACGUCUGCAAGCAUCCCACAGAUAACCAUAAGUUACGGCUGUUCCAACAAAUAGCCUGCACCCACUGCUGUCUGCGUCCACAUCUUUUCGGAGUACAUCAUGUCUUGUUUUCAGGAUUCAAUAAUAACACAAAAAGGAUAAAAACAUCAUCUAUAAGUCAUUCAUCUCUCAUGCUCAGUGCUGUGCAGUCACUCACAGAGCUUACCACGACUGCGGUCACCAUGACACCCAGAGUGAGUCCGUGUGACUGAUGGUGUUCAUGUAGAGCUGACAUGUGCACUGCAACUUAACAUUCCAUUUCAAAAAGGACAAAAUAAAAACAUCAAACUCUGCUUAUCUGGGAGGAAUUCAGAUCUCUAGAGAAGCUGCACAAAUCUGGCUCAACUCUGAGUGAGGGAAAAACGACGGCGUCCUCUGUGCACAUGGAGAAGUGAUUUAUAAAGAGGCCCUGUUCUGCUUUCUGGGCUCUCCUCUAGUGUGUUCUAUAGGUUUCAGUGCAUGUUAAUGGUCUACAAAGGCUAAAAUCCCUGUGUUCCCUCCAGAGGGAUGGAGGGAGCAUUAUGACAGCACUAUGUAACACUUGCCUGUCUAUUGGCUAGCUCUAACAAAUUGUAUGUGAUAGGAUAAGGGGUGACACAUCUCUAAGAGGUUGACCAAUCACAACAGAGCCGGCCAGCUAACCAAUCAGAGCAGACUGGGCUCUGGUUUCAGACAGAGGGGGAAAAGAGGUGCUGCAGCACAGACAGUAUUAGAAAAAUAAAGAGCUUUCUGAAAAUUACAGGAGAGACAGAGUACAAACAUGAGCAGAAUAUGUCCUCUUAUAAAGAAGAGAAGGACUGCAGCUCUACACCAUGCUUAGAGAGCGGAGUGUGUGUAUCCUCACAAGUGUGUGUUUUGGCAGUCUCUUUACUUCUAAGCAGGAUUGUAUCACAGUGCUAAGCUAGCAUGUUGAUGCACACACAUGUUGCAAUAAAACACGCUGAGUCACACAUCUGACCUGCUGAGCUCAUCAGUCAUAGCUCCCAUGUAAACGCACAUGUGACUCUGUUACUGAGUGAUGUCAUUAGAGCAACAGCCUACACAGUGAUGUUGGAGUUCAGUCAUAAAUAACCAUCAUGUGCACAUACAGUAUGAUGCCAGCCACAGAGAACAGUCAGCUUUAUCAGUCUGCUGAAAACUGUGCAGCCUCCCAUGAAACAACCCCCCUCCUCUGCUCCCCUCCACCUCCUGUGCAGUGAUUGUUGUCAGUUCUGAUGUAGUCCCUGCACUACAUGUGGCCUCACACACACACACACACACAGAUGUAUGUGACGUUGAAGAUGUGCGCCUCCGCCUGCCUGCAGCCUCUUCACACCAUCGCUGCCAAACAGCAGCAGGGAGGGGGGGAUCUCCACCUGCUGCUGUCCUCACUCUCUCCAUCCACCUUGCUGUGUAAACUGUAUGUAGUGAUGUCCAGACCUCUAGAGAACCCUGACGCCAGUGUAGAAGAUUCCGUGUAUAAAUGAAACUCUACAGUGAAAUAAUAAACUCAUGGCAGGCCGUUGCUAAGCUAAGGCUUAAAGUGCACUUCAUGAAGCUAACCGCUAAUCUCACCAGCCUGCUUUAAAAGGGAAGAACCGCCAUACCGUCCAAGCAAAGUGCAGUGUUUCACAGUCAAUUCGGUGUCCUUCAGCUCUGACUUUAGAAUCUUUUCAACUAUUAAGAGACUUGAUGAUACUUUCUAGCGGGAGCUUUUGCAGAACGGAUUGUAUAAUGUCUCUGAGGGACGGAUGGAGAACAGACAUCAGAGCCCUUUGCUAAAGAUCUCAGAUGGAUGUUUUUUUGUAAAUAAUGUGAUUUCUAUGUCGACUCGUGUUACUUUCACACAGUACAUGUUUUUUGUGUAGGUUUAAAUGAUAUUGUGUGCAUUGUGAGUACAUAUUUAACUAUCGGUAUUUAGUUAGUCUGUUAAUUGUACAUUGAGUUCUAGACCUGUAUAAAUUGUGUAAAUGUGACCCAUUAUUUUUGUGUAACAAAUUGUGCUUGUGACAUUAAAUUCAUAUUGGUUA
Molecule: messenger RNA, 4963 nt
Organism: Eleginops maclovinus (Patagonian blennie)
Lineage: Eukaryota; Metazoa; Chordata; Actinopteri; Perciformes; Eleginopidae
Gene: arnt2
Product: aryl-hydrocarbon receptor nuclear translocator 2
Exons: 20
Coding region: 330-2531 (733 amino acids)
Biological process (GO): regulation of transcription by RNA polymerase II
Cellular component (GO): transcription regulator complex; aryl hydrocarbon receptor complex; nucleus
Molecular function (GO): protein dimerization activity; DNA-binding transcription factor activity, RNA polymerase II-specific; RNA polymerase II cis-regulatory region sequence-specific DNA binding
Source: RefSeq, a predicted model, not a curated record